GCGGAUGUUUUGAUGUUCAACCCUUACUUGGGGAUGAAUGAUUGGACCCUCUGACUCAUAUUGUUCGGAUGUGGGUUGAAAACACCAAGCAGAUGUUGAUCGGAUGAGUUGUUGGGAAUUGAGAAAAGAAGGAGGCAUCCAGGUUCCAACUGUUGGUGCAGUGAGGGUCGAUUCGCGAGGGAGGUCUGCUCAUCUUUGGACAGCUUCCAGGGAAGGAAGCUGACUCAUGAGCUCAUCCAGGUGCCAGGUGGCAUCUCUGAAGCAAUCGAACAAAAGACGCCUGGUGGAUGGCACCUCAAACUUUGUGUGGCAUCCAUAGGUGAGAUGUGGGUCCACCUGGAUCCAUACCUAUUAUAUGCUAUUAGUUCAUGGGACGGGUUGCAGGGAACGGAAAAAUCAUGAGCUUUUCACAACAAAAAACAAACGACUAUAUCAAAUUCUAUGGGCUCCAGAUCUUCCCUUCAUCCUUCAACCACUUCUCAGAUCCACUCUGAGAUUCCACUCGUUGCUCGUUCGAAGGCUUCGAAGGGUUCCGAACGCGCGGUGGUGCGUCGUGAGGCUGCUGAGGGUGGACAUUUGGAGGUGGUGGAACUCCUCGUGGGAUGCAAGGCCAGCGUGCACUGUGCGAACCAGCAGGGUCUCACGGCACUUCAUGCGGCCAGUGAAGGGGGCCAUCUGGAGGUCAUCAAGAAGCUCCUGUCCGCGAAGGCGAAGAUCGAAGCGGUGGACCGGAACGGGCGCACGGCCAUCUUCCAUGCGGCCUCCAACGGCCAUGCGGCCACCGUGAAGCACUUGAUGCCGCUGUGCAAGAAGAGCAAGCCUGACAUUCGUGGCUGCCUACCGGUGACCAUGGCAGCGCAGAACGGGCAUUUAGAGGUGGUCUUGUGCCUCCUGAACGGUGAGUCGGAGCACACCGUCCGCACCGUCUUGCGAGUGGCGGCACUACAGGGACAUGGACACAUCGUGAGGCAGUUGGUGAAGAUGAAACUGAAGGCCAUUCCAGGCAGUGCCUUGCAUGCGGCCACUUUCAACGGACAUGUGGAGGUGGUGAAGGAUCUCCUGGAGGCUAGCGUGGACGUGAACGAAGAGGAUGAGGAGGGGUGGACUGCAGCGAUGUCUGCGGCGAAGUAUGGCUAUCAUGAGAUCUUGAAGGCGCUCUUGGGGACCAACCGCAAGGAGGCGGAGAAGACCGGGGCCUUGGCAUUGUACCUCUCCGCGGAAUACGGCCAAGCAGAGGUCUUGAAGACUUUGCUGAAGGCUGGCGUGAACAAAGAUGCAGCUGACUCAGAGAAGUGGACCGCCCUGCAUGCAGCCUGCAGCAAGGGCAAGCUGGAGGUGGUGAAAGCCUUACAGGCAGCGCGCGCAAACCUGGACCUGCAAACCCAAGACCUCACCUCAGCAUUGCACCUGGCUGUGGGCGGCGGACAUUUGGAGGUGGUGCGCUUCCUGGCAGAGAACCAGGCCGACCUCGCCGUGCACGACCAGCGGAAGAACACGCCGCUGCACCUGGCGGCGAAGCAGAACUUCGCCGCGGCCUGCGGGUGCUUGGCGUGGGCACGCGCAGCUUUAGACGCGCCCAACGAUGAGGGCAAAGCGCCCAUGCUCCUGGCAGUGGAGCGUGGCUUCUUGGAGACGUCCCGCGUCCUCCUCGAGGCACAGGGGGAGCCGCAGCAGUUGCCGCUGGCCAUGGCGUUGAUGGCGUCCACGGGAUCAACGAAGGAGCUGGAGUCGUUGAUUUGGAUCGGCAUGGACCACGACAAGACCAAGGAGAAAGAGCUCUCUGCGCUGCAUAUGGCCGCGGCGAAUGGGAACAUUGAGGUCCUGAAGUGCGUCCUUGAGGAGGAAGGCGUGGAUGUGAAUCUGGCCUCCAAGCAGGGCGCCACGCCCCUCUACUUGGCAGCUGCGUGGCAACGUGAGGAGACCUUGUGCUGCCUGCUGGAGGCACGUGCGGAUGUGAAUCAGGCCGAAAGCAACGGCUGGUCCCCGCUUCACGUGUCGGUGCAGCGUGGGCAUUUGCCCGGCAUCCGCUGCCUCUUGGAGGCCCAAGGCGAUCCCAACAAGGCCGACCGGAAGCACCGGUGCCCCAUCUACUUUGCCGCCGUCUCGGGGAACCUGCGUGUGCUAAGGCUCUUGGUCUCGAGCCGUGCCUCGCCCGACGUGAAGGACCGCCGCGGCUGGAGCCCGCUGCAUACAGCGGUGCAACAUGGACACGUGGAGGUGGCAAGAUGCUUGAUCGAUUCGAUGGCGGAUCUCAAUCUGACCACGAAACCGGGCUCCACACCCUUGGCCUUCGCCGCGGUGCACAACCACUUCGACGCCUUAGAAUUGCUCUUGCAGAACCACGCGGACCCCAACUUCGCGGUGGGCGAAGGCUUCACUCCGCUCCACCACGCGGCGGAGUUCGGUCUGGAGAAGGUGCUCCAGCGGCUCUUGAUGGCGCGCGCGGAUGUGGAGCGACGCACGCGCGAGGGUCUCACCGCAACCUUCAUCGCAGCGCAGGAGGGUCGACUUCAAACGGUGCAUCUCCUGUUGGAGGCCAAGGCUCAGCUCAACGCGCCCAAGGCGCUCACCGUACCCCCCGCCCCCGCGCCGCUUUCGCCUGCACCGACAGCACCGGCGGCGCCGGCAGCGGCCGCGGCGGUGGGUCGGGGGCAGCCGGCGAAGGCGGAGGUCGCGAAGACUCAGAUGCCGGAGGGCUGCACGCCGCUGUACGCGGCCGCGGCCUGUAAUCAUCUGGAUGUGGUGAAGUACCUCCUGGCUGCUGGGGCCGAGAAGGAGGCUCGCUCCACCGCCAGCCCCUUGUACAUCGCGGCCUACAAGGGCCACACCGCCAUCGUGAAGAGCUUGCUGGCCGCCCGAGCCUCCCUGGCCCCGCGAAGCGCGUCCACCGAAGGAUCCACGACUCUUUCUCCGCUUCUGGCCGCGGUUGAGAUGGCACACCUGGAUACCUUGCAAGUCUUGCUGGACGCAAAGGCCAACUUGGCCAAGGAGGGCAUGACGGCGCUGAUGGCGGCCAUCAGACAUGACAACGGCCAGGUGGUGCAAAAGCUCUUGCAGGCAGGCGUGCCGAAGGACAAGCUGGACGCGGGGUGGGCUCCGAUGCACAUGGCCGCCAACUACAAUGCCACUCAGGUGCUGAAAGUCCUGCUGGCACAACGAGCUCAGCUGGAGCUCGCGGGCGGCAACGGCGCCACGCCGCUCUACGUGGCGGCGAAGAACGGGCACAAGGAGGUCUUGAGCGCCCUGUUGGAGGUGCGCGCGGAUCCACAGAAGGUGCGGAAGGAUGGCUGGACGCCGCUGCAGGUGGCAUGCAGCCAGGGGCACGUGGAAGUGGUGCAACAGCUCCUGCAGGCGGGCGUCGACAAGAAUAAGGCCAAGGAGAAUGGCACGACUCCCCUCUUCUUGGCUUGCAGUCAAGGUCACUUGGAGGUGGUGCAGUGUUUGCUGGAGGCACGUGCCGACAAGGACAAGGCCUCCGAGCGCCGUGGGGCGCCCCUCCACGUGGCGGCGGCCAACUGCCACGUGAAGGUCAUCAACUGCUUGUUGGAGGCCCGUGCCAAGGUGAACGAGACCCGACAAGAUGGCUGCACGCCCUUAUUCUUGGCAGCCAGGAGUGGGUCACCACAGGCGGUGACGUUUCUGCUGAAUGCCUUGGCAGAUCAAGAGAGGUGUCAAGAAGACGGCUUGCGACCGCUGCAGAUCGCGGCAGCAGGAGGGCAUGUGGAGACGUCACGCAUUCUGCUGGGCUUUCAGCAAUACCCGAGUGAGGAGCUGGAGGAACGCAAUGUCGCUGCCGAGCGCGCCGCCGCGGAGCGCGAGCAAGCCGCGACGGCGCACGCGGUGCGCGCCGUGAGCGGGCAACAGUGGGAGAGCGCGUCGAGCAUGGUGAGCGCGGCCAUGGGCGAAUACAGCGCUGCGUUGCUGGGUCCGACCAAUGGAUCCAUGUGCCUCGACUGACCGGACUGAGCUCGGCGUAGCCAGUGUGGCAGUGUGGCAGUGGGAUGAAAAGGGUCUAGACCUGGAAGUGAGUGGAGGUGA
Molecule: messenger RNA, 4038 nt
Organism: Durusdinium trenchii
Lineage: Eukaryota; Dinophyceae; Suessiales; Symbiodiniaceae
Source: the annotation of a GenBank genome assembly